Molecule: messenger RNA, 2095 nt
Organism: Triticum aestivum (bread wheat)
Lineage: Eukaryota; Viridiplantae; Streptophyta; Magnoliopsida; Poales; Poaceae
Product: probable carboxylesterase 15
Exons: 1
Coding region: 62-1195 (377 amino acids)
Molecular function (GO): hydrolase activity
Source: RefSeq, a predicted model, not a curated record
GCUGUAUUUAUUGCGUGACGGCAAAGCCUUGUCCCCUAGUGCCGGCCGCCGGACCCCGGCGAUGGCCUGCACCAGCACGGCCGGCCGAGAUGACGACGACAAACACACAACUCCACCUGGUGCAGCGCACACGUCGCGUACUCCACUGAACCGGGUCUAUAUCAUCACCUCGCACCUGGCAAGUCCCAUCUCACCACGGUUCACUGCUAUAAUGGCUUCCGAGGACUCUGCCGCGCCCGUCGUCGUGGACGACUGCCGGGGCGUGCUGUUGGUGUACAGCGACGGGGCCGUGGUGCGCAGGGAUGGGCCGAGCUUCGCCACGCCGGUGCGGGACGACGGCACCGUGGAGUGGAAGGACGCCGAGUUCGACGCGCCCCGCGGGCUGGGACUCCGGCUCUACAGGCCGCGCCAGCGGAACCAGCUCCUACCGGUCUUCUUCUACUACCACGGCGGCGGCUUCUGCAUCGGCUCGCGCACCUGGCCCAACUGCCAGAACUACUGCCUCCGCCUCGCCGCCGAGCUCGGCGCCGUCGUGGUCGCCCCGGACUACCGCCUCGCCCCCGAGAACCGCCUCCCCGCGGCCAUCGACGACGGCGCCGCCGCCCUCCUCUGGUUUGCUUCGCAGGCCGGCCCCGCCGGCGACACAUGGCUGACCGAGGCCGCCGACUUUACUCGGGUGUUUAUCUCUGGUGACUCCGCGGGAGGCACCAUUGCCCACCACCUGGCCGUGCGUUUCGGCUCCGCGGCCGGGCGCUCUGAGCUGGGCAACGUACGCGUCAGGGGCUACGUCCAACUCAUGCCCUUCUUCGGCGGCACGGAACGGACGAGGUCCGAGGCGGAGUGCCCCGACGACGCGUUCCUCAACCGCCCGCUCAACGACCGCUACUGGCGCCUCUCGCUGCCUCCCGGCGCCACGGUCGACCACCCGGCCUCCAACCCGUUCGGGCCGGACAGCCCGGCGCUGGAGGCGGUGGAGCUGGCCCCGACGCUGGUGGUGGUCGGAGGCCGCGACAUCCUCCGUGACAGGGCCGUGGACUACGCCGCGAGGCUGCGGGCGAUGGGGAAGCCGGUGGGGGUGAGGGAGUUCGAGGGGCAGCAGCACGGCUUCUUCACCAUCGACCCAUGGUCCGCCGCGUCUGCGGAGCUCAUGCGCGCGCUCAAGCGCUUCAUCGACACCGACGGGCGCUUCGACUAGAUCCGUUCCAUCGCCUCCGACUCCUCAGUCUAUGUCUUUCUGCUGCUUUACCAAGUCUACAGAUGGCAUUGCAAUACCAAAACUCAUGAAAUUACGGCAAAAAUGAUAAAUUUGACCUGUAGACAAAAAGAAUUCACAAAAUAAACUGUUCUUGAAAAAAAUUUCACUCCACUGACCCUUUCAUGUAGCGCCCAACAAUAAGGCAUCACACUACACAGUGCAACACCUGACUGACAGACGCUAUACACCUAACCAGCGUCCAAACCUAAACUGCCUGAAAAUUCUAAGUUAAUGUGCAACGCCUGAGGGCUAGACGCUACACUAUACAGUGCAGCGCCUAGCACCUAGGCGCUACACUGAUGUCCAGUUAAUUAGUAAAAAGAUUCGCAUUAAGCAGCACGAAAGAUCCAAACAAGCACACGACGCUCAUGCAUGCAGUACGUUGCUGUAGGCCCUACGAGGCUGUGGCCACGCAUGCACGCACGUGGUUUGGUGAUCCGUCGGUUGCGUGUAGUGCGUCGGUACAAGGUUUUGCUUUGUCCCUUGUAUAGCUGUUAGUGUAGCGCCUAGACUCUCGACGCUACACUAUAUAGUAUAGCGCCUAAUUCUUAGGCAUUGCAUGCUGACUUAGAAAUUUCCAGGCAUUUUGAGGUGUGAUAGGCGUGUAGCGCCUGUCAGUCAGGCGCCGCACAGUGUAGUGUGGCGCCUGGCUGUCGGGCGCUACACAAAAGGGUCAGCGGAAUGAAUUUUUUCUAACAACAGUUUACUUUGUGAAUUCUUUUUGUCUACAUGUCAAAUUUAUAGUUUUUGCCUGAAAUUACACCGAGGCAAAAGAUAAGCUCCCACACGGAACAAAUAUAUCGUCUUGUUUCAGAUUUUCUCAAAGACCCAUGGAAUGUA